AUGCUGGCGGUGGGGCAGAUGGACGGCAGCCCCCGGCAGAGCGCCUUCCUGCUCGGCAGCCCGCCCCUGGCCGCCCUGCACAGCAUGGCCGAGAUGAAGACCCCGCUGUACCCGGCGUACCCGCUGCCCGCCGGGCCGGCCUCCUCCUCCUCCUCCUCCUCCUCCGCCUCGGCCUCCCCGUCCCCGCCGCUGGGCUCCCCCAACCCGGCCGGCCUCAAGCCGCCGGCCCUGGCCAGCCCCCCGCAGCAGCUCUCGGCCGCCACCCCGCACGGCAUCAACGACAUCCUGAGCCGGCCCUCCGUGCCCCUGGCCGGGGCCGCCCUGGCCUCCGCGUCGCCCUCCGGCUCCUCCUCGUCCCCCGCCGGCCUCCUGGCCGGCCUGCCCCGCUUCAGCAGCCUCAGCCCCCCGCCGCCGCCCCCCGGGCUCUACUUCAGCCCCAGCGCCGCCGCCGUGGCCGUGGGCCGCUACCCCAAGCCCCUGGCCGAGCUGCCCGGCAGGACCCCGAUCUUCUGGCCCGGGGUGAUGCAGAGUCCGCCCUGGAGAGACGCGCGCCUCGCCUGCACCCCCCAUCAAGGUUCAAUUUUGCUGGAUAAAGACGGAAAGAGAAAACAUACAAGACCCACUUUUUCUGGCCAGCAGAUUUUCGCCCUGGAAAAGACUUUUGAGCAGACCAAAUAUUUAGCAGGACCAGAGAGAGCCAGGCUAGCCUAUUCACUGGGGAUGACAGAGAGUCAAGUCAAGGUUUGGUUCCAGAACCGGCGCACCAAGUGGCGGAAGAAGCAUGCGGCCGAGAUGGCCACGGCUAAGAAGAAGCAGGACUCGGAGACCGAGAGGCUGAAGGGGGCCUCGGAGAACGAGGAGGAGGACGAUGACUACAACAAGCCUCUGGAUCCAAACUCGGACGACGAGAAGAUCACCCAGCUGCUGAAGAAACACAAGUCGAGCAGCAGCAGCUUGCUCCUGCACACCUCUGAGAACGAGAGCUCCUCUUAAAGGGGUUUCAGAGGAGGGGGCCGGGGCCCAGGCGGACGCCGGAGGACACUUGCUAUUUUCUGAGAUGUUGUACAUAUCUAUUUUUCUAGACUUUAUCAGCUGCCGGGGAGGAAAGAGGCAGAAAAAGACGGCGAGUAAACAAACAUCCAAACCCAGCGCCCUCCUGCUCCUCUGGCCUGGCCCUUGGCCGCUGGUGCUGUUGUUGUAGGGUCGCAGGGGGGGCUGUCUGGUGGUGCUGUUGUUGUAGGGUCGCAGGGGAGCUGAGUGCUCCCUCUUCUUUUGCAGACUCCAGGGCAGCUGAGGGGGAAAGGAGGGACCUACUUCCACCCACACAGCUCCUGCUGGGCGGACUAAAGCAACCUGUUGAAGGCUCUUUGUAAAUAAAUCGUGAGUCACACUGACUAUAGAAGUUACUUUACUGUGAAUAUUUAAAAUGUAAAAUACUUUUUUUUUUUAAUAGAAAGGGUUGGGUUGGGUCCUACCCACCACCACCUCCACUCCCUUGUCUGGCUUUUUAAAGAUCUGUUCUUUUGAAUAGUGAAUUGUGGAAUAUAAAUGCUGGGAUUAGUUUGUGGUCACUUCCCCCACCUUCGCUGCUUAUUCUGAACUUUCUCCUGCAAAUCUUGAUUCCCUUCUAAUUUGAACUGAGGCCCUCCAUUAAGGCAUCUAUUAAGAGAUUUGAAGCAAACAGUCUACAGAUGUUUUGCCAAGUAUGAGGAAGUCUUUGCUGGAACAUCCCCUCCCAUUCUGAAAUUGCACCCGCCAUGAAUGCUAUUUAUUAGUAUUUUUAAAAAUACUAUUUUUGGACGGUGGCGGUGGGGCAAAUUUAAAUAGUUUCCUUUAAUUUAACCCAUUUCCAAUAAAAUGCGUGUUAAAAGUAGCUGGUGGGAAUUGUUACAACCACUUUCAGUCGAAAAUAUAAAAAAAAUCAUUUAGAUGCUGUAAUUGAAUUUAAAGUGUGUUUUCUUUUGUAUUAUAAAGAAUACUAUAGAAUGUAAAUUGUUUUCUUUUUAAAGCUAAUAAGGAUGAUAUAUUAGCAUCUUAACAUUUAUUAAUUAAUUUAUAUUAAAAUAAUUCGGUUUGUAAAGAGAAGAGCCCUUUGCAAGACCAGUUAAAUGUAAUGCACUUUCUGUUAAAAAAAAAAAAAAAGAUAAAUCAAUUAAAACCAAUUUAAAGACGUUUGUUGCCUCGACUAAAGGGUACAGAUAAUCUGAUCUCAUCAGAGAUUAAAUAAUAAAACUGACGGUACG
Messenger RNA from Dermochelys coriacea (leatherback sea turtle), 2243 nucleotides. RefSeq names its product NK6 homeobox 1 (gene NKX6-1). Gene Ontology annotation, cellular component: nucleus. The record is from RefSeq and is a predicted model, not a curated record. NCBI's taxonomy places the organism in Eukaryota, Metazoa, Chordata, Testudines, Dermochelyidae. The transcript is spliced from 3 exons. The coding region runs from base 1 to 993 and encodes 330 amino acids. Gene Ontology annotation, biological process: regulation of transcription by RNA polymerase II; cell differentiation. Gene Ontology annotation, molecular function: DNA-binding transcription factor activity, RNA polymerase II-specific; RNA polymerase II cis-regulatory region sequence-specific DNA binding.